This is a messenger RNA of Nematostella vectensis (starlet sea anemone), 2076 nucleotides long. Its product is annotated as alpha-1,2-mannosyltransferase ALG9. The coding region runs from base 57 to 1865 and encodes 602 amino acids. Lineage: Eukaryota; Metazoa; Cnidaria; Anthozoa; Actiniaria; Edwardsiidae. The record is from RefSeq and is a predicted model, not a curated record. Gene Ontology annotation, cellular component: endoplasmic reticulum membrane. Gene Ontology annotation, molecular function: alpha-1,2-mannosyltransferase activity. The transcript has 18 exons. Gene Ontology annotation, biological process: protein N-linked glycosylation.
GAAGUAUUAUGCCCCGUAUUUAAAGAAGACCGCUGACUUGCGGCACAGAAAACAAGAUGGCGACUCGAAGGGCUCGAGUGGCCGUAGAAGCCCGCAACCCGGAAGUCUCAGAUUCCCCUUCAGAAAAAAGGUCCCUUCUGGAUGACAGUACCCAUGAUAAUGAGGUCUGGUGCCCUAAGCCAUACACCAUCUUCAAGUUAUUGCUAUCAGCCAGAUUCUGCUCAGCAUUCCUCAGCAAUAUUUCUGACUGUGAUGAGACAUUCAAUUAUUGGGAGCCAACUCACUUCCUGUUGUAUGGGUCAGGUUUCCAGACAUGGGAGUACUCCCCCUUGUAUGCUAUCAGGUCGUACGGAUACCUCACCCUUCACACCAUCCCUGGCUUGCUGCAGGUCCAUUUAUUAAAGGCCAACAAGCUGUUGGUAUUCUACUUUCUUCGGUUCAUCUUGUCUAUCGUGUGUGCUGCAUGUGAAACAUACUUCUACAGGGGUGUUAUCCAGCAGUUCGGUAGCUAUGUUAGUCAACUUGCUGCAGUAUUUAUUGUUUUCAGUACAGGGAUGUUUAUAUCUGCCGCUGCCUUUCUACCAAGUUCAUUUGCCAUGUACAUGAUGCUGCUGUCUUAUGGUGGCUGGUUUGCCGGGAACUACCCCGUUGCCAUAGUUACCACUGCCGCAGGUGCUCUGAUUGGCUGGCCUUUCAGUGCAGCUCUUGGGAUUCCAAUUGCUUGGGAUGUUGUCAUCAGACAAAGAAGAAUUCGUUAUUUCAUUGAGUGGUGCCUCAUUUCCCUUAUUGCCAUUUUGGGACCACUGGUAUAUGUGGAUACUUAUUUCUAUGGUAAAAUGGUCAUCACACCUUUAAAUAUUGUCAUGUACAACGUGUUUGGCAAAGGUGGACCUGACCUAUAUGGUGUUGAACCUUGGACAUACUACUUUAGGAAUGGUUUCCUGAACUUCAACAUUGUGUUUGUCUUGGCUUUUCUUGUCUUACCUAUUGUAAUUUUUUCUAAAAUAGUUAUGAGAAAAAGACAGGAAAGAAAGUUUCCGUCCUCUAUCCUACCAAUAUGGCUGCCUAUAAGUGGAAUGUACAUCUGGAUAGCAAUUUUUUUUACACGACCUCACAAGGAGGAGCGAUUCCUGUUUCCCAUCUAUCCAUUGUUCUGUUUAUUUGGAGCUGUCUCUUUAUCGGAGUUACAGAAGGUGUACCACUACCUGUCUGCACGUACAAGUAAGAGACACUAUUCCGCUUCGUCCACGUGGUUGGCGGUGUUUGUCGGGGUGAUCUUUUCAGCCGCCUCCCUAUCAAGAUCCAGCGCAUUGUUUUACGGGUAUCACGCGCCGCUUGACCUUUACCUUGAGAUGAACCACAUGAGCGAGAGGUUACACGAGACCCUGCGAGACAAACAGAUCAACGUGUGCGUGGGCAAGGAGUGGUACCGCUACCCCAGCAGCUUCUUUCUCCCAAAUGACAGGUGGCACCUUCAGUUUAUCAAAUCCGAGUUCCGUGCGCAACUACCAAAACCAUACGCACAGGGAUCCAACGCCACGUGGAUCAUCCCGACGGAGAUGAACGACAUGAACAAAGAAGAGCCCUCGAGAUACGUGUCCAUUAACAAAUGUCACUUCCUUGUGGAUCUGGACACUGGUACAGAAACCCCACUCGAACCUAACUAUUCCAGACAGAGCAAAGACUGGGAAGUGGUCGCUUCCAAACCAUUCCUUGACUCACAAAGGUCCCAUCCAUUCUUCCGCGCAUUUUACAUUCCGUUCAUAUCCGAACAGUUCACCCACUAUAGCAACUACAACCUUCUACAGUCGCUACGGCAGCGAAAGAAAUCGCGGAAAACGUCAGCAAAGAGGCAACCGACGUGAUUUAGGCCAAUGUGUCAUUUAAUAUGAAAAAAAAAGAGUUUAUAUGGGAAACAGAGAAUUUUUGAUGGACUCGGUGCAGACAUUGAGGAUUGAAAUGAGUACGGCCACACCUCAACGGAAAGUCUUCAAAAUUUCAAUGAGAAUGACUUUAACACUUGGAAAAUGUUGGUAUCUCGUGUUUAAUCGUUAAUAAAAAAUAGACCAUUUACUA